AUUACCAGCCUCUGACCAGUCUCUCAACAAAGGUAUACAACUUGAACCAUCCAGGAGAACAAGAUUUCCCUCUACAACCUGAGGACUAUGGACACCUUCUUGAAACUUUUCCUCAUGAGUACAGUAUUGCUGAGCCCCCUCUCCAAGGCUUUUAAUAGUGAGCUGGUGAAAUGCUUUGAUGACCCCCAAUAUGAAGACCUGCUCAAACUAUUGCGGGAUGGCCUGGGAGCACCCACUAAGAAGAAGAGUGUGGUAGUGAUUGGAGCUGGCAUAGCUGGGCUCACUGCUGCUAAAGUCCUACAGAAUGCUGGCCACCAGGUUACUGUGCUAGAGGCCUCUGGACGAGUAGGUGGGAGAAUUGAGACGCAUCGAGUGCCUGGGGCAGAGUGGUAUGCUGAACUUGGUGCCAUGCGGAUCCCUGCCAACCACAUGCUUUCUCGUGAACUUAUCAGUCAAUUUGGGUUGAAGCUGAAUGAGUUCUCCAGAUAUGAUGACCGAACAUGGGUCCUCAUCAAUGGAGUACGUCGACGGACUGGUGAGGUACAAGCCAAUCCUGGUCUCCUUGGGUAUCCAGUCCGGUCAGAUGAAAAAGGGAAAACAGCUGACAAAUUGUUUGAUGAAUCCCUGAGGAAGGUAGUGGAAGAGCUGAAAAAGAGCAACUGCAGUCAAAUACUAGAAAAGUAUGAUUCCUUCUCCACUAAGGAAUUUCUGAUUAAAGUAGGAAAUCUGAGCCGAGGUGCAGUGCAGAUGAUUGGAGAUCUCAUGAAUGCUGAUGCUGGUUACUAUGAAGCUUUCACUGAGACAUUAAGAGGAGUUAUUUUCUUCUUCCAGAAUCCCCGGUUUGAGGAAAUUACUGGUGGCUUUGACCAGCUCCCCAAGGCCUUACAUGACUCCCUCCUCCCUGGCACUGUCCAUCUCCACUCACAAGCAAAGGAGGUAGUAAGGGAUGGGAACUACGUCCAUAUUGUCCAUCAGACACCUGACCCCCUUCGACCUCAAGCCCGCCUCACUGCCAACUAUGCUAUUGUGGCCACAACAGCUAAGGCUGCCCGGCUCCUCCACUUUCAGCCACCUCUGUCUCCAGGCAAAGAAGAUGCCCUGCGUUCAAUCCACUACAACAGUGCCACCAAGGUGAUCCUGGCCUGCACCAAGCGCUUCUGGGAGCAGGAUGGUAUUUAUGGUGGGAAGUCCAUAACUGACCGUCCCUCCCGAUUUAUCUACUACCCCAAUCAUGACUUUCCCAAUGGAACAGGAGUCAUCUUGGCCUCUUAUACCCUGGAUGAUGAUUCUACCUUCUUUGCUGGCAUGGAUCAAAAGCGGGCAGUGGACGUAGUGUUAGAAGAUUUGGCUGCCAUCCACAAUCGCCCCAAGGAGGAGCUUCAGGAUUAUUGUCCCUACUCUGUGGUCAAGCGUUGGAACCAAGAUCCUUACUCCAUGGGCUGCUUUGCCUUCUUUACUCCCUACCAAUAUGUAGAUUAUUCCCAAGAGCUCUUCAAACCUGAAGGCAGGAUACACUUUGCAGGAGAGCACACCACCCUCCCUCAUGGUUGGAUUGAUACAGCCAUCAAGUCUGGACUCCGAGCAGCCCAGAAUAUCCAAGAAGCUGUGGGAUUAUUGAAAGAGGACAAAGAAGCCAGAAAGGAAAGUAGGUUUAAGAGAGAGUUAUAAUCAGUGAAAAAGCACUUACAUUGAUGAGGUAGUAUAGAGUAUUAUAGUGAAAAGAACCUUGACUAAAGGUUUUUAAAUCUUGCCUCUGGCACAUGCUGACUAUUUGACCAUAGGCAAAUCACUUAACUUCCUCAAACCGUCCUCACUUUUCUUAUCUGUAAAAUGGAGAUAAUAAUAAUUGUUGGUACCAACCUAAUAGGAUUAUUAUGAUGAUCAAAUGUUAAAAGAUAUUCCUAACCUGCCAUCAAUAGGCCAUACAUAUUCUUAGAUGAUUUCUUAGUCAUAGGGAUGGAUUAACGAGACGGGCCUAUAAGUUGUCUCUCCUUUGAUAAAUGAUGCACAUUUGUGAGAUAGAUGCCUGAAUGACAUCUUCAGCUAAGGAAUAAAGAAUAAAGAAAAAUCAGGUGGAGAUCAAAUCCCAAAUCUUGCUCUUAGAAGCUCUGUAUUGUGACCAAUUGACCCAAUUAUCUCAGUAACUAUAAUAUCGAAUUAUAGUUCAUUAAUCACAUUUAAAUGUCAGUUGCACAAAAUGUGUAUUCUAAGGAGAGGACUAAUUGGCCUGAUAUUAGCAUUUGUUAACCAAUAAGUCACAUUUUCUUUUAACAAUAAAUCAAUAACCAAAUUUAAACCUGCUUAAUAUGCUUAAUUAACAACAUAAUAUGCAUUCCAAAAAUUAGGAGACUUUCUGUCUUUCUUGGAGUUAAGUCUAUUUUAUCUACCCUCACACAUGUCCCUUUAUAUGAGCCUCACUGUGGCUCACAUCUCACAUGAGAUCUACCUCUCAUAUCUUGAUACUUGAGCAACUUUUCUUUCCAUGUUGAGAUCCUAAGAGAUGAAGGGACAAACAAUAAAUAGGAACAGGUAAAGAGUGGUUUGGGAGAUGGAGGCGAGCUAAUGAAUUGGAGUUAUUUUUAGCAAUACAAUUUUAAUUGUAUCAUUAAUCAGUCCCCUGGGGACACAAAAAGAUAUACAAAA
Antechinus flavipes (yellow-footed antechinus) is the source of this 2643-nucleotide messenger RNA. Its product is annotated as L-amino-acid oxidase-like. The record is from RefSeq and is a predicted model, not a curated record. Gene Ontology annotation, biological process: amino acid catabolic process. The transcript is spliced from 7 exons. Gene Ontology annotation, molecular function: polyamine oxidase activity; L-amino-acid oxidase activity. The coding region runs from base 88 to 1668 and encodes 526 amino acids. Lineage: Eukaryota; Metazoa; Chordata; Mammalia; Dasyuromorphia; Dasyuridae.